Molecule: messenger RNA, 969 nt
Organism: Haliotis rubra (blacklip abalone)
Lineage: Eukaryota; Metazoa; Mollusca; Gastropoda; Lepetellida; Haliotidae
Product: CAP-Gly domain-containing linker protein 1-like
Exons: 6
Coding region: 1-969 (322 amino acids)
Biological process (GO): cytoplasmic microtubule organization
Cellular component (GO): nucleus; cytoplasm; microtubule plus-end
Molecular function (GO): microtubule plus-end binding
Source: RefSeq, a predicted model, not a curated record
AUGAGCCUACCGCGUCCAACAGGGUUGAAGGCCCCGACCAAGAUUACGCGGCCAGGGUCUGGGACACAGCGCCACUCCGGGAUUCCCGCUCCUGGGUCAGGUUCCGGAAGUAGGCCCCAAAGUGCUCUAGCUAAGAGAACAGCUGGACUGUCAGCCAGUCAGGCGGAGAGAUACUCGACAAACCAUCCUCCUCAUCUCCGAGGUCCAGAAAACACACCUCCAUCAGGUAAUGGCACAGAUGAUCUCAAGAUCGGUGAUCGUGUCUGGGUCGGAGGAACGAAGCCAGGUGUGAUUGCAUUCAUUGGUGAAGCACAGUUUGCUCCUGGAGAAUGGGCUGGGGUUGCCCUCGAUGAACCAAUAGGUAAAAAUGAUGGCAGUGUAGCCGGGGUAAGAUACUUUCAGUGUGAGCCAAUGAAAGGCGUGUUUUCUCGUCUAUCCAAACUGUCCCGGACACAAGGUCCGAUUUCCGCCCCAACACCUAAACCUGCCGAAGCUGGGAGCGACAUAUCCACCAGCCAGGGCAGUGCUCAAAAUGGGACAUCAAAUCACACACCUGCACGAUCACAAACUCCACGGAUUGGACUCUCUGGAUCCAAGUCCAAAUCGGGCUCAAAUGUGAGCUUAAACAAAGACUCACCACCUACCUCCACCACCAAUCUGCAUCGAGGAGGCCUUGCCAUGACCAAGCAUGGGGUUAAGGUUGGAGAUCGUGUUGUCGGGAAGAAUGAUGGUGCUGUUGCUGGUAAAAGGUACUUUGACUGUCGCCUCAACUUCGGGUUGUUUGCCCCCAUACACAAGGUUUCCCGCUAUGCAGGAGGGGCAACUCCUAGCCCUCAGUCACGCAGUCUUGCAAACACCAGCUUGCGUAGUGCACGUGAGCGAUCAGGAAGCCAGGAGUCAAUUAGUUCGGUCAGCUCAACCGCGUCUAGUGUAUCCCGGAGCCGGGGCCCCCUUCAGUUGUACCUGUAG